Electrophorus electricus (electric eel) is the source of this 8048-nucleotide messenger RNA. It is a transcript of the gene slc8a4a, whose product is annotated as solute carrier family 8 member 4a. NCBI's taxonomy places the organism in Eukaryota, Metazoa, Chordata, Actinopteri, Gymnotiformes, Gymnotidae. Gene Ontology annotation, biological process: cell communication; sodium ion transmembrane transport; calcium ion import across plasma membrane. The record is from RefSeq and is a predicted model, not a curated record. Gene Ontology annotation, molecular function: calcium:sodium antiporter activity. Gene Ontology annotation, cellular component: axon; sarcolemma; postsynapse.
GUUCCCUAUCACAUCCCACCUGCCGACGGACGGGGUGAAAGGGAAGCGGGCAGCUUUCGUUUACACAUCUUUCAUCUUCUACCGCUCAAAUCUCCCCAUCCUCCACGGCUUGUGCGCGUGGCGGAUGCUGACGCGAGCGCCUAGCCAGUUUCUUUUCAUUCAGUUACCAGCACUCGCGCACUCCCGCUGGUUCCGUCGCGACCAUGCGUGGCUCUGAUAGUUCUCCUGGUAUGCUCUCUCUCAAAGAAAUCUCCUUCGAUUUGAAUUCCAGCGCUACGGGGAAAGCUAUUUUUUGUAUAUGUUGCGUUGCUUUGUUUGAAAAGUAAUCGCUCGUCAAGUAGCCAUAUUUAGUUUAUAUGCCAUUUUGGGAAUCGCAAUCUUAGACUGCAGUUGACAUCUCCAAACAUCUUAAUCUGCCAGUGACCAAUUCCAAUUUUCUGUUAUAUUUACUACAAUUAACAAGGAAAACAAAGGUUUAAUAGUGGCUUAACUCCAGUAAUAUUUAGCUCUCUAACACGAUAUUACCCCAAGACUUUAUUGUAAGGAAGAUAAUUUUAUCUUAUUGUCUUAUAUUUUGUCUUUUUUUUAAAAACUUUUUUUCUUACCUCUUCGGCUUCCAAAUUAUCUGGAUUUAGCAUAUACACGUUACUUCCUUUUGUAUUAUUUGAAGAACUGUUGUAACAGGAAAACGACGUUGACGAGAUUCUGCGCACCAACGAUGCUGUUUUGAGUAGUGAGUUGUGAGCAUCGCAGAGGUGACUCGCAGUAAAUUCCACCACGGCAGACCGCGCUAGAGGAGCUAGAGGAGCCAAAGGCGAGUGUCGACCAGAAUCCUGAAACCGGUAAAGUAAUAUCACAGCCCAAACUAGAGUGACCAGCGUUACCAAGAUGAAUAUCUGAUAACAAGAAUAAUAACCUACUCCAUUCUAACUCAAGGUGUCUAAAAAGCAGAGGAGUCUGUAUCAAGGGCAACUGCCACAUAUUUAAGCGCAGAGUUCUGGUCUUGGUGGAUUCCCACGUCGAUACAGCUGCACCAUGUUUCACGUCCAUCUUAAAUUUCACUCCUUUGCCCUCUGCUUGUGUAGCCUCCUCGUCCUCCUGGCUCUCACCCAGCUCUCUCAGGCUAGCGCAGACGUGCCCCACAGCAGCCCUGGCAACUGUUCGGGCGAAUACAGCUGCUCCGAAGGUGUGGUGCUGCCCAUAUGGAAUCCACAGAACCCUUCAGUGGGCGACAAAGUGGCCCGUGCCAUCGUCUAUUUCGUUGCCCUCAUCUACAUGUUCCUGGGCAUGUCCAUCAUCGCGGAUCGCUUCAUGUCAUCCAUCGAGGUCAUCACUUCACAGGAGAAGGAGAUCACCAUCAAGAAAGCCAAUGGAGAAACCACCACGGCCACGGUGCGCAUCUGGAAUGAGACAGUCUCCAAUCUGACCCUCAUGGCCCUGGGUUCUUCGGCGCCAGAGAUUCUGCUGUCUGUGAUCGAGGUGUGCGGGCACAAGUUCGAGGCUGGUCACCUCGGCCCCAGCACCAUCGUAGGCAGCGCUGCCUUCAACAUGUUCAUCAUCAUCGCUAUCUGCGUCUACGUGGUGCCCGAUGGCGAGGUGCGAAAGAUCAAACAUCUGAGGGUCUUCUUUGUGACAGCGGCGUGGAGCGUGUUCGCCUACAUCUGGCUCUACCUGAUCCUCUCCGUUUUUUCCCCCGGUGUUGUGGAGGUCUGGGAGGCUGUGUUAACUUUCCUGUUCUUUCCUGUCUGCGUGCUCCAGGCCUGGAUCGCAGACCGCCGCCUGCUCUUCUACAAGUAUGUUCACAAGCGCUACCGUGCGGACAAAAACCGCGGCAUCAUCAUCGAAACGGAAGGCGACGGAAUGUUCACCAAGAUGGACAUGGAGAUGGAUGGGCAGGGCACCAACUCCCACCACAAGGAGGUGCUGGACGGGAUGCUCGCAGGUGUGGAGGAGGGAGGAGGAGGAGGAGGAGGAGAAGAGGAAGAGGCACGGAGGGAGAUGGCCCGCACUCUGAAGGAGCUGAAGCAGAGGCACCCGGAGAAGGACAUGGAGCAGCUGAUCGAGAUGGCAAACUACCAGGUUCUGGUGCAGCAGCAGAAGAGCAGGGCGUUCUACCGCAUCCAGGCCACGCGCAUGAUGAUCGGGGCGGGGAACAUCCUGAAGAAGCACGCCGCUGACCAAGCCAGGAAAGUGGUGAGCUGUCAUGAGGCCAACACCCAAGAAGAGGACCCUCACACCAUCUACCUGGAGUUCGAGCCUUCGCACUACCAGUGCUUUGAGAACUGCGGUUCGCUCAAGCUGGCCGUGACCAGGCAUGGCGGAGACAGCGGCUGCACAGUGAAGGUGGACUACCGCACUGAGGAUGGCACGGCUAACGCCGGCUCUGACUACGAGUUUGCUGAGGGCACGCUGGUCUUCAAGCCGGGUGAGACCAUAAAGGAGCUGACAGUCGGCGUGAUCGACGACGACAUCUUUGAGGAAGACGAACACUUCUAUGUGCACCUGAGCAACCCGCGCAUCGUCCACCGAGCCGAGGUGUCCAUCCUCGACCCCAGCACCGUUGCCCCUGGCAACAGCCUUUUAGGCUCAGCCCAGCCCAAAGCCGCACUGGGUAACGCCCACUCCGCCACAGUGACCAUUUAUGAUGACGACCAUGCGGGCAUCUUCACGUUCGAGAGCGCGUCGACGCGCGUGAGCGAAAGUGUGGGCAUAAUGCAGGUGAAGGUGCACCGGACGUCUGGAGCACGCGGGAAGGUGGCAGUGCCGUUCCACACCACGGAGGGCACUGCCAAGGCUGGAGAGGACUAUGAAGAGGUGGCCGGCAAACUGGAAUUCCUCAACGAUGAGACCAUGAAAAUCUUAGAGGUGAAGAUUAUUGAUGAUGAGGAGUAUGAGAAGAACAAGACCUUCACCAUCCUGCUGGGGGAGCCUGUGCUGCUGGAGAUUGGACAGAAGCAUGGUGAUUCCAACGAUAACAAGCCAGCAGUAGGGAUUGAGGAGGAAGAGGUGGCCAAGAUGGGCUGUCCCAGUCUGGGCGAGCACACCAAGCUGGAGGUGGUGAUUGAAGAGUCCUACGAAUUCAAGAACACGGUGGACAAGCUGAUAAAGAAGACUAACCUUGCAUUGGUGGUGGGCAGCAGCAGCUGGAGAGAGCAGUUUGUCAGUGCUGUUACUGUCAGUGCAGGUGAUGAUGAUGAGGAAGAGAGUGGUGAAGAGCGCCUGCCCUCCUGCUUUGAUUACAUCAUGCACUUCCUGACAGUCUUUUGGAAAGUUCUGUUCGCUUUUGUGCCACCCACGGAGUACUGGAAUGGUUGGGCUUGCUUUUUUGUAUCCAUUUCGCUCAUUGGGGUCCUCACCGCUGUCACAGGAGACCUAGCCUCCCAUUUCGGCUGCACCAUCGGCCUGAAGGACUCAGUCACGGCUGUGGUGUUUGUGGCCCUCGGCACCUCAGUGCCUGACACCUUUGCCAGCAAGGUGGCCGCCAUCCAGGACCAAUACGCCGACGCCUCCAUCGGUAACGUGACUGGAAGCAACGCGGUGAAUGUGUUUCUGGGCAUCGGCGUGGCAUGGACCAUCGCUGCCGUCUACUGGCACAGCAAGGGUCAACAGUUCCGUGUGCCACCCGGCUCGCUGGCCUUCUCCGUCACGCUCUUCACCAUCCUGGCACUGCUGUGCGUGGCCACGCUUCUCUACCGCCGCCGGCCCUCCAUCUCCGGAGGAGAGCUUGGGGGUCCGCGGACUGCCAAGCUGCUCACUGCCCUGCUGUACCUCACGUUAUGGCUCAUCUACAUCCUGCUGGCCUCACUGGAAGCCUACUGCCAAGUGCCUGGCUUCUAAGAGCGAGAGUGAAAGGGAGAGCUAGAUAAAAAGAGAUCUCUUUCCUGUGCAAUUAUUCUCUCUCCCUCUGCUGUUGUGACAUACUGUAUCUGUAAAAUGUCCAAAAUGAGUGUUUACAUUACUGCAGAUUAUUAGUGUUGCUGGAAUGGGACCAGUUCCUUCUCACCAACACUGGGGUGGAUCUCUAGCUUGGUGCUGUGGGGAGGGGAGGGAGACUUUGCUGUUCUGAUGGAACUCUUUCAGAAGCUUGAGGAAAUGCAGAGACUGUAGUCACUACACGGGGUUACUCACUAUACUCAUUACACGCUUUACUGGGCUCUACCAGCUCCUGCAGGUUCACGCUUGACCACAUGAAAGAGACGCACUCCAGAAAGCUGUCCAUGACAAAAAAAAAGAGGCAUUUUUAUCCUUUCCAUCAAAUUAUCUUUUUUCUCCCGGGCAUUUUCUCACUCCUCCUGGUGAUAUGUCUGCUCUUUGCAGCACCCGCUCUCUGUCAGUAGACUCUUGGGGACCUGCUCCACAAUGUUCCCGGGCCCUGAGGCCAGGCCGUCGCAGGCCAAGCAUCCUGCUCUCCCGCUCCAUGGAGCCCUGCAGCCGCUCAACAUCCUCCCCUCUGAAUCUGGACAAACCAGGCUCCACAAGGACACCACUGGUCCUCAAUGCAGCCUCCUUUUCUAUAGUUUUCUCCUCGUUUCUACUCUCUUCCAUUGUUAAGUACUUGUCUUGUGCAGUUUUUGAACAAAAGUUCUGUGACAAGAAUUCUUAUUAUUACUGAACUGUUAAGACAGAGGAAUGUGGUUUUCUUGACAGCUUGUUUUAAAAAAGAGUUGCCACAAAAAAGAGAUGCACAACUUGCAUGGUACAAGAGUUGGAGUCUGAAGAUCAAAAGAAAUGAUGAAAAGGUAAAAAUUAUAUCAAAGGUGUUGGUGUACAUUUAUACGGUUAUUAUAUUAUUUAUUAUCUUUACUAUAUAUUGUGUGUUCAGGAAUAUUGUGCACUGUGUGUCUAUGAGGAUAUCCUGGAAGGACAACGUGGCCCUUAAGGAAAAAAAGUGUUGAUUUAUAAUGUGUCAGUGUUGGGCGGGACAUUCAGUCAAGUCAUUGUUCAAAAUCUUGUAAGUAGAACUGUCCUAAUGUGAACUAGUAUGUUUACUACUGCCACACACAUAGAGACAUAGACAUACACACACACACACACACACACACACACACACACACACACACACACACACACACAUAUACAAAAUCACACAUGCACUCACAUACAAGUUUGUGGUCUUGACUUCCUUCCAAAGUCCUAUGAGCUUCCAAGGAAACUUCCUUGAGUUCCAUAAACACAUAGACACUGGGGCAAUGUAUAUAUUGACCAGUGAACUAGGAAGACCCUCUACUAUGCUGGAGUUAGUGUAUGCACUAGUGGAGGUACUGUAUGUGUUUACCGCUUCCAUAGCAAUAGCAAGUGACUUUGAUGGGAUUGCAACACACUUAUGGAUAUAAUCUUUUUUUCUACUGCUGAAUUAGACUGGACGUUUUAUGUCUGAAAUGUGGAUCCCUUACUGUCACUAUGUUAAUCCAGCCCUGUUCACCAUUAUUGACUCUUCAAGAUAACAUAAUCAUUGCUUCAUUUGAGUUUAUGUGCAUGCUUAAUGCACUUUGGAUUAAAUUUCAAAUCAAUUUAUUUUUGUACCCUCUAAUCAGUUACUUCCAUCUGUUCCUUAACUAAUGAGGCCUGAUCCUAUUCCAGUCACCCAGGAGUUAAUCUGGUUGUUAGAUUAGUUUGUCUUCCCUCCUUCUCCCUUCCUCUUUAUCUUUGUGACUAAUGAAGUCCAAUUGAAAACUUUUCAGAUAUGAUACAUUCAGAUCCGUUUACAGGAUGUACACAGUGUCAUUUUUUCCCAGUACCUAUCACUUUGAGAAACGUAUAGAACAUUUAUUGUUCAGCAGAGUAGAAGGUGAUCGCUGUCAGUAGUCCUGCUUGGAUGGUGCCUGAAAAUGUUUUUAAGGCACUUAAAAGGCUAUUCUAAGUUUGUUCUUGUUUUGAGUAGGUGGAUCUCCCCUUAGUGACUCUCCCCUUGAGCUGGAUUUGGGGAGUUUGUGAAAGUUAGGGACCGUUCUUCAUACCAUUCUGCUAACGGCUUGUCUCAGGGACUCACGGUGAUUGAGAGAGGCAGAAGCUGGUAGAGGUGUUCAGGCAUUCACAGCCUGGAGGGGCUCAUUUGGCCAUUUUUAGUGUCUUCAUAAUCGGUAGAAGCCACGAUGGUUACUGUUUCUGGAAAAGGAAGCUUUGGUGUGCAUUUUUAUUGUCAUGUGAGUUUAGUUUUGCAUGAUACCAGGAAGACUGACUUUUUACAUGAUAGCAGGCAAAAAAAAGAACAGGGAAAAAAGUGCAGAGUGAGUAUUUUUAGUGCUUCUUGUUGCUAGGCGACAUCUCGAAGACUCAUUGUCUUUCUGUCACAGUGUAGUCUGGUGUCAGUGUAUGAUGGUGGCUGUGUAGCAGACAUAGCAGGACCACCGAGCACCAAUCCCCUUUUAAGGUUAUACCCACCCUUCUCCCGUCACAUAGCACAGAGGGUUAAUGACUUUAAGCCCCUAGAUCAAAUAAUAGCCCUUAAUGAAAGCUAUAUAGAUUCCAUUGAGAUCUAAAUGUGCUGCAGGGUGUGGGAAUGCAGACAGUUGGACUGCAGUAGUGUUGCUCCCACAUGUGUCAUUUAAGUGUGCUGACUUGGCUUCGUAGGAUUCCCUGUUUAUACCAAUGUUCAUUAGGACAUACAUGGCCAAGCAAAUCCUACCUUAGUAUUCCUACUGUGAGGCACGUGGUGAACACCUCUGGGACUGAGGUACUGAUUGAUUUUGGUGAAGAAACCCCAGCUCAGUUCAAAACUAACUGGAGCAGGAUUUAGCGAGGCCUGGCUUUAUUUAUUUGUUUACUGUUAGUGGUAUGGCAGCAGCAGAGGGUAGAGUGGAAGUCAUCUCCGUUAUGCCUCCUGAGCAAACAAUAGGCUUCAGCCUGAGCUGAUGAUGCACAUGGUAAUCUUUAGAAUUUCAUUGUAUGCCUUGUCCUCCAAGGGUGAAGAUGAGUUUCAUGUAAGUGGACAUAAUAGGACUGAUGUGGAUAAGCUGUCAUUAUGAACUCAUGUGUCAGCCAAGAUGGGGCACAUGCCACAUUUUUAUGCGAGGUUCCUCUGGUCCCCUAUGCUCUUAGCAUCUUAAAUAUGGCAACGGAACACAAGCACAUCUCCUGAAAGAACAAUCCAGUUUUUCUAAUCUUUUGUCCUGUUUCAAAUGCUGCAGCUGUUGGCCCAAAGCCAGGUUUUAUCAUAAUGCCAUAGAUCAUCACCACUUUCACAUGAUCAAGCACAAAGAAAUGGAAUACAAUGGGUUCUGGCCAUCCGUACAUGCCAAUAUAAACACACUAUUUCCCCAUUGCGCGCACACACACUCACACGUUCUCUCUCUCUCUCUCUCUCUCUCUCUCUUUCUCUCUCUCGCAUACACACACAAUUCCUUUGAGUAUAUGAGAGAUAGGUAUUGUUCUUUUCUUGCAUGCUUGUUUCACUUCUGUGCGUCACUUUGCGUAAAUAUGCUGUCUCUCAGUGUGUCUCACAUGUGGUUGUAUGUAUCUCAGUGUGUCUCACAUACUUGCUCAUGCGUAUCUCAGUCUGACACACGUGUGUUCGAGAUCCUGCAGACUUCAAGCAUGUCCUUUCUAUGUGCGCAUUUGUGUUUGUCUUUUUAAGCUUUUUUUUAUUACGACACUGAAAUAUUUGCAAGAAUGACAAUGAAAUAUUUACAAAAGUGACAAUUUGUGUUUGGUUUUGUAUGUAUUAACAUUUGAUAAAUUACUGCUUUAAAAUGUUUUUUUCUCUAAAUGCCAAGUGUUCUUAAUUUUAGUAUAUGAUAUUCUUGUCUUGAAAUCUGUACUGUACAGAGGAUAAAUUUCUAUAUAAGCUAAAGAAAUUAUAAUAAUGUGCUAUAGGCAGCGCACUACUAUUACUAUCACAAAAGCAUUCAUGUUAUAGCAUUCAUGUUUAAUUAGCAUUAAUUAUUAAGUAUGUAUGUGUGUGAGCAAGCAAGGAUGUAUUUAUGUCAACACACUAAAAAUGUUCUGUGAAGGUAGAAGGGGUAGGGAAAUGGGGAGUCUGUUUCAAUUGCUAAUCAUUGGUUCAUUAUUUUAUUUAUUGAAGCCUACAUUAAAGUUGGAAUUGUAUAUUA